Suillus discolor is the source of this 1149-nucleotide messenger RNA. RefSeq lists its product as uncharacterized. Lineage: Eukaryota; Fungi; Basidiomycota; Agaricomycetes; Boletales; Suillaceae. Bases 1 to 1149 code for a protein of 382 amino acids. The record is from RefSeq and is a predicted model, not a curated record. The transcript has 7 exons.
AUGCCUUCCCGCUGCGUCCACUUCACUCCACCUGUGAAUGAAACUCGGCCUGAUCCUGUUGCAACAACAGGCGAGUCCCAUUCACUUCAGAUGCAAGAAGCUCAUCGAGAAUGGUGGGGUAAUUUUGUUCCCGUAGCCGAUUGGGUGCCACCAAAAAUGAACAAAUCCAAAUUUGACGGAAUGAAAAUACAAAACGAACCAGGAGACCCUGAAUGCCCAUACGAUAGGGCAUUUUCCGGUGCAAAUGAUACCGUCAGCAAACUCACAGCCAUGUUUCAAAAUGAAUGGGUCAGCAAUAGACGAGCUGCCACUCCUGCUGACGCUGACGUCAAUAUGGAUGUGAGCUAUGACCUUGGGUGGGAUACUGCACCCGAAGCAGGCAUUGAUUCAGGUGAGACCGCUGGACAGUCCGUUGGAGUUGACCCUGAGGCCAGUUAUGACCUUGGGUGGGAUUCUGCACCCGAUGCAGGUGACUUACAUCCUGGUGAGAUGCCCGGAGAGUCUGUAGAAGUCGACCUUGAGGCCACUUAUGACCUUGGGUGGGAUGGAGCACCCGCUUUGCAUUCUGAUUUACCACCCAAGAUCAUGGAACCAUUGAUAGACUCUAUCGACAUCGACGAUGAAUAUGAUCUUGGGUGGGGUGAUGCUGUUGAUGAUGGCCAUCAAAGCUGCAACUUGCCUUCAGCUAUAGACAUCGAUGAGGCUUAUGACCUCGGGUGGAACAACUCUGCUUCCAUGGACUCCGACCUCUGUGCAGGCGAUGAGGAUGCAAAUGCAUCUGCGGCAUCCAUAACUUCCGUUUCAUGGCCGGAAACAUCUAAUUCUACACCCAAUGCCAUUCUGCAUGCGGAAGCAGCUAUGAUGCAGGCUAUCCGGAGGUUGAAUGCUUUGGGUCAUACAGAUGAUGAUCAACAAAUGCACGUCAUAAUGCAGACGGCCGUUCAAGGUCUUGCACCAUCCCACAGUCCCUCGAGAGUGAGGAGAGCCAAUUCCCAGUUGUUCGGGGCAUACAGCGAGGCGAGAAAUCGGGUGACCGAGUUGGGAGAGGAUAUUCUCUCGAUCACCUGGUUAAUACAUAUGUACAAUGCUAUAAUGGAUCCGCUGGACAUUUUAGUGAAGGACCUUGAAAGAGUAGACAGGGAGCAGUAA